Messenger RNA from Ostertagia ostertagi, 2145 nucleotides. Lineage: Eukaryota; Metazoa; Nematoda; Chromadorea; Rhabditida; Trichostrongylidae. The record is from the annotation of a GenBank genome assembly.
AUGGACUUUGACGAGGUGUACGGAGGUGGAGUUGGCGAAACAUUAACAUUUGUGGAGACUGUAGAUGAUGAUGGAGUUCUACAUGGAGGAACUCAAGAUUCCACGUUCGCCUUCGACCAUCAUUUCUCUAUACCGACACAAAGCUCUCAGAUAGCGCAUGGAAAUUUAACUGGAGGUGUCGAAAACAAUGCGGAUUUAACAUUUCAUGAUGUUGAGGAAGAUGAACAACCACAAAUAGAGAAACUCCCUGAACACUCAUGCAGAUAUUGUGGUAUUUACGAAUCAAGUUGUGUUGCAAUGUGCACAGUUUGUAAUAGAUGGUUCUGUAAUGGCAAAGGAAGCACAUCCGGCUCGCACUUGAUCACUCAUUUAGUGCGCUCUCAGCACAAAGAGCUUACUCUGUCUUGGAUAGUGAACAUCCCAUCGGAGCAAGCUCAGCUUAGAGCGCGGCAUAUCACUGCCGCUCAAGCUAGCCGUCUUGAAGAUCUCUGGAAAGAACAUCCUAAAGCGACUACCGGACCUGGUGUUGAUACCGAGCCAGAGAGUGUGCUGUUGAGAUACGAAGAUGCGUUUCACUACCGGCGUAUUUUCGCUCCGCUAGUCCGCGAGGAAGCCGAAUUCGACAGGAAGACGAAAGAAUCCCAAACGCAAAGUGUUGGUCAUGUCCGGUGGGAUCAGGGAUUGAACAAAAAACACCUCGCAUUUUUCCACUUGCCGAAAUUCAUGGAAGGAAGCAUGAAAUUGAUGAUUGGUGACGAGCUACGAUUGAAGCAUAGUCAAACGAUCGAGAGGGAGUGGCAGUGUUUGGGGCAGGUUUUCAAAAUCCCGGACAAUCACAGCGACGAGAUUGGGAUAGAAAUGCGUGCUGCUGCUUCGGAGAAAAUGCCUACUGAUCCGCGCAUCAACUUUACUUGUGAGGUGAGCAAGGAAACUGGUACUCCAAGUCCUUCUCCUCUAAUGCAUUGUUGCAGGCCGUUUGGAACUCGACGUCAUUUCGAUCGGAUGUAUCAGGCGUUGAACACACUAGAAAAAGAUCCUCACUGUGUUUCCCAGUACAUUUUUCACAAGCUUAUGGGACAUGAUAUCGAUGAGAUUCUUUUCAAGGUCCAACAACCCAAGCGCCUGUCGGCGCCCGGACUUCCUGAGUUGAAUCACAGUCAAAUGCAUGCUGUGAAAACAGUGCUCAUGAGGCCGCUGAGUCUUAUUCAAGGGCCGCCAGGAACUGGAAAGACGGUAACCUCGGCCACUAUCGUCUAUCACCUUGUGCAACAAACUCAAGGUCAAGUUCUGGUUUGCUCUCCGUCUAACAUUGCGGUUGACCAGCUAGCUGAAAAGAUUCACCGAACUGGACUGAAGGUUGUUCGACUGUAUGCGAAGUCUAGGGAAGCCCUCGAUACCAACGUUGAAUUCCUUGCCUUGCAUGCUCAGCUGAAAGCGCUCAAGGAGUCUGCCGAGCUUCAAAAACUGCAGCAGCUGAAGGAAGAAAUUGGAGAGCUGUCGGCGGCUGAUCAGGAGCGUUAUAUUAAUUUGAAGAAAAUGAGUGAGCAUAAGCUGUUGGCGGCUGCAGAUGUGAUCUGUUGUACGUGUUCUUCGGCGGCCGACGCACGUUUGUCGAGGAUAAAAAUCAAGUGUGUUCUGGUUGAUGAGUCGACCCAAGCAACUGAACCAGAAGUGCUUGUUUCGAUUGUGAGAGGUGUCCGUCAGCUCAUACUGGUAGGAGAUCAUUGCCAAUUAGGACCCGUUAUUCUUUGUAAGAAGGCUUCCAAAGCUGGCUUAUCCCAGUCUCUGUUCGAGCGUCUCGUUCUUCUUGGCAAUCGACCUAUCAGGCUCCAGGUUCAAUAUCGUAUGCAUCCGGAGUUAUCCUCUUUCCCAAGUAAUGUUUUUUACGAGGGCAGUCUUCAAAAUGGAGUGACUCAAACCGAACGUCAGCUUCGAGGUGUGGAUUGGGAAUGGCCGGUUCCCGGGCGUCCAAUGAUUUUCUGGUCGUGCUAUGGGCAAGAAGAAAUGAGCGCUAGCGGUACAUCGUUUUUGAAUAGAACUGAAGCAGCGAAUGUGGAGAAAUUGGCCAGCAAGCUGAUUAGGGGUGGCAUGCGUCCUGAACAAAUAGGCAUAAUCACACCAUAUGAAGGACAACGUUCCUACAUU